GUAACUAGCGCCACCACCUCCGGGCCUGAGCUGAGGGGCCCGGGGAAGCCUCCGCCGCCGCCGUCGCCAUGGAGCUGGGCCUGGCCCUGGCUCUGGCCCGCGUGGAUUACGUGCAGGUGGGAGUGACAUCUCAGAAGACAAUGAGGCUCCUGCCAGCAUCAGGACGUAGGGCAACACAGAAGGUUGUUAUUGGAGAUCAUGAUGGCGUAAUUACAUGUUUUGGCAUCAAAAAAGGAGAAGCUAUGCCAGUGUUCAAGACAUUACCAGGGCAGAGGAUCACAAGGUUGGAGCUGGGAGGAGCUCUUAAUACACCGCAGGAGAAAAUUUUUCUGGCUGCAGGAUCAGAGGUUAGAGGUUUCACAAAGAGAGGGAAGCAGUUCCUUUCGUUUGAAACUAACCUCACGGAAAACAUCAAAGCUAUGCAUAUAUCAGGAGCAGACCUUUUUCUUUGUGCAAGCUAUAUCUAUAACCAUUACUGUGACUGCAAGGACCAGCACUACUACCUAUCAGGCGAUAAAAUCAAUGAUAUUCUCUGUCUUCCAGUAGAAAAACUCAAUUGCAUAACACCAAUAUUGGCCUGUCAGGAUAGAGUCCUUCGAGUUUUACAGGGGUCUGAUUUGUUGUAUGAAGUAGAAGUUCCUGGACCACCAAGUGUUCUUGCCUUAAACAAUGGAAAUGGUGGUGAUUCUGGAGAAGAAGUUUUGUUUGGAACAUCUGAUGGCAAACUUGGUCUUAUUCAGUUUUCUCGUUCAUCUCCAGUUCAUAAAUGGGAAAUCAGGAAUGACAAGAAGAGAGGAGGUAUCUUGUGUAUAGAUACCUUUGACAUUGUAGGAGACGGAGUUAAAGAAUUACUUAUCGGCCGAGAUGAUGGUAUGUUAGAAGUAUAUAAUUUUGACAGUACAAAUGAUCCUGUCCUUCGCUACGAUCAUGCAUUGUCAGAAAGUAUCACAUCAAUCCAGGGUGGCUGUGUAGGAAAAGAUGGGUAUGAUGAAAUAUUAGCAUCCACAUAUUCUGGAUGGGUAACAGGACUGACUACAGAGCCUGUCAAUAGGGAAGGUGGAUCUGGUGAAGAACUAAAGAUAAGUCAAGAAAUGCAAAACAAGAUUUCAUCCUUAAGGAGUGAGUUGGAACAUUUACAGAUAAAGGUACUGCAAGAACGUGAAAAAUACCAGCAGUCUUCUCGAUCCAGUACUGCUGUUUCAGCAGUACCAGCAUUUAGUGUGAAUGACAAGUUUACAUUAAAUAAGGAUGAUUCCAGCUACAGCCUUAUCUUAGAAGUGCAGACAGCUAUUGAUAAUGUUUUGAUACAGAGUGAUGUCCCAAUAGACCUACUGGAUGUGGAUAAAAAUUCCGCUGUUGUUAGUUUUAGUGGCUGUGAUUCUGAGCCAAAUAGCAACUUUCUCCUUGCAACUUACCGAUGUCAAGCAAAUACCACUAGACUGGAGCUUAAGAUUCGAUCAAUUGAAGGCCAAUAUGGAAUACUACAAGCCUAUGUAACUCCAAGAAUUCAGCCAAAAACUUGCCAAGUUCGCCAAUAUCAGAUUAAACCACUUUCACUUCAUCAACGAACUCACUCUGUUGAUCAUGACAGACCUAUGAACACACUGACACUAAAAGGCCAGUUCAGUUUUACUGAAAUUCACUCCUGGGUUGUGUUUUGCCUGCCUGAAGUCCCUGAAAAAACUCCAGCGGGAGAGUGUAUCACCUUUUAUUUUCAGAACACCUUUUUGGAUACACAGCUUGAAAGCACUUACAGAAAAGGGGAAGGUUUUUUCAAAUCAGACAAUAUAUCCACCAUAUCCAUUCUGAAAGAUGUACUCUCCAAAGAAGCUACCAAAAGGAAAAUUAAUCUCAAUAUAUCAUAUGAUAUAAAUGAAAUUUCUGUGAACCACACACUAAAGUUAAUCCACCCAAAACUAGAAUACCAACUGCUAUUGGCGAAGAAAGUUCAAUUGAUAGAUGCUUUAAAAGAGUUGCAGGUUCAUGAGGGAAACAUGGACUUCCUGAUACCAGAAUAUCGUUGCAUUUUAGAGGAGGCGGACCACCUGCUGGAGGAGUACAAGAAACAACCUGCACAUCUUGAGAGACUUUAUGGUAUGAUUACAGAUCUCUUCAUAGAUAAAUUUAAAUUUAAAGGCACCAAUGUGAAAAGCAAAGUUCCUCUUCUUCUAGAAAUUCUGGACAGCUAUGACCAAAAUGCAUUGAUUACUUUCUUUGAUGCUGCUGCCUAAAUUGGGAGAAAUGGUAAAGAGAGGUAUGAGUCUAUUAAGGAAAACAGUAGUGAUGUGAAACAGGAACACCUGAUAUUUAAUAUCUUGAAUUUAAAAAUGUUUUAACUACAUCCUGAUUUGUUUUUUAAAUACUUUAUCUUUUUUGUGUGUUGCUAUUUCUUUAGUUGAUCCCAUUCCUAGUAUUUAUUUAAACUUUUGCAAUCCAGCUGAAGACAAUAGAUGUAAAAUAUAUUGCUUAUGUUAAAUUCAUAUACAGAAUAUUAUAUUUACUUUAGUGCUGAUCAUAAAACCCAAAACUUCAUAGUUGCAAAUAUUCAAAAUCCUUUUUAUAAAAUAUUUUUAACCUAGUCAAACAGGACAUGGAAAAAGAUUCCACAGUUGUAAGAGUUCAACAGAAAGUACUCUUUCUUGGCAUCUAUUUUACUGUAAAUGUAUUGGGAGCUUAAUUGAAUGUAUAGCCAUAGCACAUUUUGUUUACUGUAUACCAAAAAUGGUACCAUAUUGUAAAUUUAGUGCAUAGUAUAGACAAUUGUAUAUACAGGAGAUGAAAAAGUGAUUCCUGUCCUUAAAGGGUAAUUACAUGUAUAGUUUCAUUCUGUUCCAUGUAUAAUCUGUUUGGGUAAGUUUACAAUUCUUGAGGCUACACAAACACUUGGGCAUAUGCUCUUUACACUGGAUUUAAUUAACUUUCCUCCUAGUACUCAUAUACCUGAAAUUUUUGCUGUCACAAUUCAUCAUGCACUCAUCCUCUUCCCAGUCCCUUCUCAAAACUCUCUACUACAAAGUCCAGAAACUUUAAUAUAUUUUAGUAAAAAUGGUAUCUCCUGUGCUUUCUAAAAAUGUUGUGAUAAGACAUUUCUGUUUAUCUUGUUUGGGGUUAAGCCCACUCAAGAAGGGAUAGUAUCUUUUGUCCUGUACAGCAUCAAACAGAGAUAAACAUUUUGUCAGUGAGUAAAACGGCAUUUUAAUAUAUACACUUUCAAAGAACCAAUACAGUUAUGGACUAUACUGAUGAUACAGAGAUGAUAAACUAAGCCUGUCUCCUAGCAUUACCCGGUCAUGCCAGAAACAGAGUUUUUGUUUUUGUUUUAAAUGAAAGUUUAGAUUCCAUCCUCAUGUUUGCAAAGAAAAACUUGAAAAUAUGAUGCUAAUGUUACUGGUGCUGUGAAGUGUGCUAGACCCAGAGGAAGCAACUUUUCCUCAAACCCACUCUUCAGGCAAGUCAAAGUACUCUCCUACACUGGCUUUUGAUAUGGUGUGGCUUAAACAUCACUGGUCACGGAAGGCAGAAAAGUAAAAUGCCAGUAUUCUCUCAGGUGCGGUCCAGUUUGAGCAACAGAUGAAACCUCUUCCCUUGCUGGUGAGUGUUUUAACUACUCAACUGCACAGUCAGGCUGCCCCUCAGCUAGAAGAGAAAAAAAUAGAGCCUCAACACCUUCCUGAUUGUCCAUGUCACAAUACUUUGUUUGUCACAUUUUUCUUUACAAUCUUCUCUGCUGUUUUUAUGAAAUGCCCACUGAAACAAAAGCAAGGCCCUGGCUGUUCCCAGCUUGUGUUCAUAAAUCCUAUUAGUACAAGCACAAAGCUUGGUAGGAAUGGAGUUCAGUUGAUUGAGUGUAACAAAGCAGUAAACGAUUAUAUAGUGUCCUGGCAGUUGUACCAAAUGAUGAGAAAACAAAAACAUGUUUCACAGUUCUUUAAUUUUGAAUUGAUUUUGGGAUUUAAAAAAACAAACAGAUAAACUAUUUCCAGUUGUUUAGUUGGUGACAUUUUCUGAUAACUAGAAUAAAUUUGAAGGGGAAAUAUCCCUGCCAAGGCAUUUGGGGUGUUGUAUAGUGUUUAAAAUGUCUUUACUCUUCUGUAGACAAGGUUCCUUGGGUGAAUCUGAUAUCUUUUAUUAGACCAACCCAAAUAGUUGGAGAAUAGUUAUUAAGCAAGCUUUCAGGUUCAAAAACCCUUCUUCAGGCUAAGGAAGUUUCAGGAGCUGGUGUGUGCUCUUCCUGGAUGGAAUGAAAAGUAUCUUCCUGGAUACUAAAAAUCACGGACUAAAUACAGACAUUGGAUUUAUGACACAUUAUAACCUGCCUGACAUCUGACUCCCCAGGUAUCUCUCCACUAUUCAUCCCCCUUCUCUUCCCGCCCCCCGCCUGUCUCUCACCCAUUGACUCCUCAGUCUACAUUUUCACUGACUACCCGUCUUGUAUGCAUACCAGCCCAGCCCCUGGCUUCUUUACUUUUCAUUCCAUCCAGAAAGAGCACACACCAACUGCUGAAGCUUCCUUAGCCUGACGAAGGGUUUUUGAACCCGAAAGCUUGCUUAAUAACUAUUCUCCAACUAUUUGUGUUGGUCUAAUAAAAGAUAUCAGAUUCACCCAAGGAACCUUGUCUGCCUAUGUCCUUCGACCAACACGGCUACAACCUACACCCUUUACUCUUCUGUAAUAUACUUAGUAAAACCCAGUCAGUUCUAAAAAAGAUGAAUUCAACCUUAGUAUUUUUCAGAUGCCAAAAUGCUAGGAUCUUUUACUUUUGUUUUGUUCACUGUUUAUCCUUGUGCUCUACAUUCUGGGAAAAGGAAUAGUUCAAGAGCCAAAUAGAAAAUGAUUAACUGAUUAUCUUGCAAGACUUCUACAAACAGAAUAGUUGUGCCUGCAUUGAAACUCACCCCCAAGAUGGAAGAGUCCAGUUAUGUUCUCACAAAACAAGAGAUCUCAAGGGAAAACCCUGGUAGUUGAUAUCGAGUCUUUAAUGACAAUUAAGCUGGGCUGCUCAGCUGGAAGGCAUCAGAAGCUAUCCAUCAGUGCUUUGGGCUCACUGCUGUCAAGAGUGCUGAUCCUGCAGUGGUGUGGGGGAGGGGGCAUGCACCCAGUGCAGCAGUGGAGGAGGAUGCAUGGGGACGAGGUAUUGGAGCGCUAUGCAGUAGCAGCAUUGUUGAUGUGGCCUCUAGUGCAGCCCACAGUGUUCAGGCCCCAGCUGCUGAAAGGAUGGGCUGACCUGAUCUACAGUUUCCAACACUGCAGCUCGCUGCAUUUGUAUUUUCCCGUAAGAUCUACCAUCCAGUAUGAUUCAUCUUAACACUUAGGUUUGACAGUAUAAUUUGCAGGGCUCUGAACUAUGCUGUUAUUUCUUCAUCUUCACAGAAAAAAUGCGUUGUGUUUGAUCUUUAUAUAAUCUAAAUUGUGUUGGACAAGGAAGCCCAGCUUACGUGUGUCUGUAGAGUAGUUGGCUUUUGAUCUAGCAGAAAAUAGAUCCUUUUUUCUUGCAGUGAAUUAUGGUGAUGAUUAAAUAAAGAGGCACAGAAAUACGAACUAAAAUUAUUGUGCACUCCCCUCCCCGCAAAAGAAGCUAGCCAGUUGGUGGAGCGGGUAAUAAUGGAAUUGGCAAUAGCCUGUUGCCUAUAAUGGUAUAUCCCUUCAGUCUUCAGACAAAGCAGAAGAACAUGAUCCUUCGAGGUGUGAAACACCCAAACUCUGAUCUUGAAAAAUAGUUACAUGCUUUGCUGAAUUGUAGCCUUAAUGCACAUACUUAAAGUUCAUCUGUUUUGAGCAAA
Messenger RNA from Alligator mississippiensis (American alligator), 5781 nucleotides. It is a transcript of the gene BBS7, whose product is annotated as Bardet-Biedl syndrome 7. The record is from RefSeq and is a predicted model, not a curated record. NCBI's taxonomy places the organism in Eukaryota, Metazoa, Chordata, Crocodylia, Alligatoridae. Gene Ontology annotation, biological process: non-motile cilium assembly; intracellular protein localization; intracellular transport. The transcript has 19 exons. Gene Ontology annotation, cellular component: BBSome; neuron projection; axoneme. Gene Ontology annotation, molecular function: protein binding. Bases 69 to 2231 code for a protein of 720 amino acids.